Molecule: messenger RNA, 1055 nt
Organism: Ostrea edulis (European flat oyster)
Lineage: Eukaryota; Metazoa; Mollusca; Bivalvia; Ostreida; Ostreidae
Product: myb-related transcription factor, partner of profilin-like
Exons: 3
Coding region: 456-1043 (195 amino acids)
Cellular component (GO): nucleus
Source: RefSeq, a predicted model, not a curated record
AGUCAUGUUUUGAAGAUUUGGUAUAUCGAGGUUUGUAUAUUUUCAUAGUUUGUAAUAACCUGAGAAAUUUCCUGUGUAUAUCAUAAAAAUAUACACAACAACCGAUCUCUUGGCCAGGUAAAUUCCAGGAGUCGUAUGCAUAAAAAUUCUAAGAAUUUUCUUAAGUAUAUACUUAAAUUUCUUAAGUAUAUAUUUAGCUAAGUAAGAUUCUUAAGUUCCGUUGCAUAAAACCUCUAAGCAACAUGCUUAGUUGUUUUUAGCUAAGUACAUCGCAAUAUGCUUAAGUUUAUCGUUGCUAUGUCAAACGUCAUUUCCGCUUUCACUUUACCGUAAACACAGAUUGCAUGGAGUUGAACAUUUUCUUGAUAAGUCUCUCUUGUAUCGCUAAUAAAUGAUGGAAUACUAUAAUUUUUUGUGUUAUGCAAGGUUAAUAAAAUAAAUAGACCAAAAAUCAAAUGUCGUUUUAUAUGACGUUAUAUCCGAUUUCAUCGUCUGCAUCUGCAUUGAUCUUUGAAAAUAUGGCAGAAAGAGAAGGUGUUGAGAGUCAGUCAUUACAGACAACUAAGAAAAGAAAACCGAAUUGGACAGCAGAUGAAUGCUUGUUUUUAAGCAAGUGUGUAGAAGAACAUAAAAGUAUCCUUCGAGCUAAAUUCGGAACGGGGGUUACGACAUUAAAGAAACGGGAGAUUUGGAGGAAAAUCACAGAUGCCAUCAAUGCCUCUUCCUCCACCAAGCGAACGGUGGAGGAGGUUGAGAAGAAAUGGCACAAUAUACAGAUGAAGGGGAAAGCAGAGCUGGCAGACGCACGACGUAGUGUGAAACAAACGGGCGGUGGACCAGCGGGAAAACCUUUAACGCCAUUAGCAGAAGCAGUUGGGAGUGUUAUUGGUACCAACAAUAUAAGUAUCAGUGGGAUCCCUGGUACAGUUGACACAACAUAUCUAAUGCUCGACAGACCAAAGAUCAGCACGGAAACCACAGCGAGUACGAUGUAUGUUCAGGAAUUUUAUACACCAUUUCUUAAUUCUUGGAUUGAAAAUUGAAAAAAAAACAAA